CCCUACUUCCCCAUGCGCGCCGCUCUCGGCUGUCACCAGUUUCAUUGUCUGUGCCCAUGAGUAGAGGGCUCCAUUUCACUCCGUUUGCUUCGUAUCUAGCUUUACACAGUUUCCCGUGCUUGCCGCGAUCUGAGCACAAGUCCUACCGCGCACUUGUUCGACAGCAUACAACUUCUGGGCGGUGACCGAACCGAUGGAGAUCCAUUCCGUUUUACCUGAAGAGCGAGCACGAGAUCCAAAAGGCGAGACUCUUCCUUGGGGUUAUCGCUAUGCAGACUCGGCGAGAAAUGCAAGACAACUACCAGAAGAGAGCGGGCCUUUUGGUCGCAAUCGAAGCAUAAGAUCCACAGCAUCACGAACGCCGCGUGCGAGGACAGGCACUACACCGGUUCGACAAAAGGAGAAUACUGCCGUCGCCGAGUUCGGGAGGUUGUUUGCAAAGGAACAGGCGAAGGAGGAAGAGAGGAAGACUACGCUGCCAUCUCCGCCGACGGCUUCAGGCGAAGCGCCCGCGACAGAACGGCCUAUCCAGCCAGAAGCCGUGCCCACGGAAUGUUUACUCUAUGGCUACGCGGGCAAACAAUCGGAAUGGAAGGUCCUAUCUAAAUUCGAAAAGAUUGUCUCCCCCGGUAUAAUUUGCGAAGACUACCCGCGAGAAGACCCCAGUCUGUACCUCUCCACGAACUCUCCGUUUGGCCUUUCGAGAGGCUCAGUGGUGGUUCAUCAGAACCUAAGUCGUGAGGCGAUUAAGAAGAGUAGGAUAUACUGUGGUGGGAACCACUGGAUCAAGGUCACAUUCGACUCCUACCAGGCUGCAGAAAGAGCAUGCUUUUAUAGCCCCAUCGACAUUGAUGGCUACAUGAUCCAUUGUGAGAUGUGGCACGGGAAAGGCCCCGCAGCAGAUGUUCCCUUGCCGAAAGGCCCUGCCUUUGGACCAGAUGGGUCAGACCUUCUACAGCCACAGCCACCGCGACAGCUUGACGACGGUCGAAGAGUACGGACGUUAAGCUCGUCACAAUCCUCGCGGAUGCUAUCGGGCAAGCAGUCGGCCAUGGCAGGCUUCGAACGGGCACUGCAGACCCUCCCCCGAUCUCACACAAUGCCCGACAUGCAAUACGGCCAGCCUCUUGACCACGAAGACGAGCAAGUCUCUAUCAAUUCCGCAACCGCCUCUUCGGCAACCGCCACCGCCACCGACCUAGCUCCUCCUCAGCCAUUCUCACCGCCUGGUCUACGUUCUCGCUCCGUGCCACAGCUGCCCAGUGAAACCGCCCAGCAACCCCGGGACUCGGAAUACAUGACACACAUCAAGAACGUGAAAAAAGUGGUCUUGCGACCGAUGUCAGAAGCUCUCCCCCCGCAGCCGACAUUCGCGGAGAGAGUUCUGAGGAGUAUCCCCAUUGUGUCGUACUUCGUGGGUAGCACAAAGCACGGAACAACCGGGAGACAGGAUGUUAUAGGGGAGGGACCACUGCUCAAGGACGACGGGAGCUGGGAUCCAGCUAAUGGCUGGUACUGGAGCUUCUGGCACGGCGUGGACAGGUGGUUUGGGACGGACUUUUGUGGUCUGAAGGACGAUUGAGGGUGCCAGGACAUUGUACAGACUGAUCCAUCACUCUCAAUGCAGACACGAAUUGGAAAGCGCACAUGAAUAAUUCAGCUAUGCGAAAUUGGCGAUUCCUACACUCGAGGCGAAAACUAACGAGGCAGGCUUUCCAGUGGAGAUGGUCAUCAUCACGGGGGAAGGCUUAACGCGUCACGAGCGACAACAUCUCCAAAAAUCAUCCAGAAGAUUGGGGGAACCAACAGGAGGGACUGAAAGGUGGUCUCUGGCACCGAUUGGACUCCUGUUCGGCACCGUUUUCCCCCUACUAGGCUGGGAUCGGAUUCUUUUGGGCUGCGGUUCUCCCAGUGUGCAAUCAUGUAGUAGUAGUAGUAAUUGUCCCACCACCCCUGAUCUCUCUCCCAUAUGGUUCCUUUUUGGCGGUGGCAGUGGCAGUGGCAGUGGCAGUGGCAGUGGC
This is a messenger RNA of Cladophialophora immunda, 2021 nucleotides long. RefSeq lists its product as uncharacterized. The transcript is spliced from 2 exons. Bases 194 to 1582 code for a protein of 462 amino acids. Lineage: Eukaryota; Fungi; Ascomycota; Eurotiomycetes; Chaetothyriales; Herpotrichiellaceae. The record is from RefSeq and is a predicted model, not a curated record.